Molecule: messenger RNA, 1450 nt
Organism: Owenia fusiformis
Lineage: Eukaryota; Metazoa; Annelida; Polychaeta; Sabellida; Oweniidae
Source: the annotation of a GenBank genome assembly
GUAUUUGGGAUUUUAUAUCAGUAAAAUCGAACUGAGAGAGGUUCGAACCACCCAUCAGUGAUGUCACUCUAGCAACCUUUGAGCAAGGGGAUUCCCGCUUUCUGGGCUCGGAAAGUUGGUACGAUGUUUAGCAACAUUGACGUCACAAACAGCGGUGUUUUGACCAAGAGUGCCGUCAGGAGCGCCGCUGGGCGUUUCAAGAAAUACUAUAAUAUGGAAGAUGAAGACGCUGAACGUAUAGUGCACGCAUAUUACAUGUUGUUCCACAUUAUGGCACCACAUAAAGAUUCAAUCACGCGAGAAGAGUUCAUAAACACCGUAUGGAGAGCCAGCUUUGGCAAAACAGAGGCCACGCUAAACAGAUACAAGAACGCAUACUCUGCAAUAUUUGACGUGAUAGAAACCGCCAAAAAAGGACGCAUGUCUUUCGAGGAGUUCAAAAGCUACUGGCAUAUGCAAAAAUGGAAUGAUUCACUUUGUGAAGCCACGUUUAAAUGGAUGGAUAAGGAAAACAAUGGUUAUGUUACAAAGGAACAAUUCAACGAUAUGGCUCUAGCUUACUACGAUUUGGAUGACAUUGUCGAUGGAGUGGAAGCAGAUGAGGAAGAUGGACUUCAUACUGGCUACAACCUUAUGUGGGGCCCAAUUGCUUGAAUCAGCAUGAGGAAUUCCUAUUUCGAAAGCACCUGAAAAUUACAACUUAAAAAUAAAAUGCCUAGCGGUAGCAUCCACUAUAAAUGUAAAGUAUGUAAACGAAGAGAAUUGUGGGUCGAGAAAACCUCUCUCAAAUGUCAAUUUUGAACUCCGUUAAAUGAUUCUAAAGUCACAAAAAGCCAUUCAGCAUACCGCAAUUAUCAGAUUAAAGGCAUUACAUGUGUCGCGUUUCAAGAGCAAAUAUGAAUCUAGUAUAAUGGAUAUAUCAACAAAUAUACUAUACGAUUAUCAUAUGCGGCAUCUUAAGAAAUACGGCAUUAUUAAAUUCUACGCAAUGAUCUCCAUUUCCCAAUACAUAAUCAGCGUUCAUGUCCGGUGAAUAAAAUCUCAACGAGGUCAGAGUUGAAACGCCAUAUAUGAAGGCGUGCGGGAUCUACGGAAUAUUCAAAAUGAACAAAACAACUAACUGUUUUACUAUUCUUAAUUGUAAAAAAUAAAUAAGAUAUUAUUCCAGAAGAGGUCACUUUAUAUGUAUGAUAAAAUAGUGCACAUGUUAUUGUUGGCGUGGGUUAUCUACGAAAAAAAUAUCGACCAAAUGCAGGUGGCAAUUUAAAUGCAAUUGUAUAAUAUUAAAAGACAGAUUAUAAUAGAUAGAGACGAUAGAUUUUUGCAAAAUGUUGAAUAAUAUAUUAAAUUAGCAUCAUUACAAAUGUUCUUUAAAUUGCUUAUUGUCUGAUUGUGCGAACCUCCAGUCACCUGAGCACUCGCCUCCGACUCCCGAUCCUCUUUAAGCACC